Andrographis paniculata is the source of this 1303-nucleotide messenger RNA. RefSeq names its product metal tolerance protein 10-like. Gene Ontology annotation, cellular component: membrane. Gene Ontology annotation, biological process: monoatomic cation transport; transmembrane transport. The transcript has 6 exons. NCBI's taxonomy places the organism in Eukaryota, Viridiplantae, Streptophyta, Magnoliopsida, Lamiales, Acanthaceae. The coding region runs from base 87 to 1280 and encodes 397 amino acids. The record is from RefSeq and is a predicted model, not a curated record. Gene Ontology annotation, molecular function: monoatomic cation transmembrane transporter activity.
GCACCGCCAGAAGAAACCUGUCGUGCAUCUGCAUUGAGUACGGACGCAGGAGGGAGUAUUCGAUCGAGGGAAAUUGCAUUCGUAGAAUGGAGGGCGGUGGCGGAGUCAUCGGAGAAAGUCGGAGGGACUUGCUCGGAGAAACGGCGGAGAUCUCUACCGGUGAUUCGUCUUGGAGACUCAACAUAAAUGAGUUCCAGUUGCCGGAGCGAGGCUCGGAUCAUCGUCAUCAGGCCUUCAAUCUCCGACGUCUCCUGCGCAAUAAAAGGAAACAGCAAAAGGUUGCUGAGUACUACAAAAAGCAGGAGAAACUCUUGAAAGGAUUCAAUGAAAUGGAAACUAUUCAUGAGUAUGGUGCUUUACCAGAUACUCUUACUGAGGAUGAAGUUAAACAGCUUGCCAAGAGUGAAAGGAUGGCUAUCAAUGUGUCAAAUGCUGCUAAUCUUGUCCUUUUUGUAGCAAAAGUUUAUGCUUCUGUUCAGAGCAGAUCUUUGGCGGUCAUUGCAUCAACAAUGGAUUCCUUCCUCGACCUAUUAUCUGGGCUGAUUCUCUGGUUUACUUCGUAUGCCAUGAAAAAUCCAAACCAUUAUCACUAUCCCAUUGGAAAGAAAAGAAUGCAGCCAGUAGGGAUUAUUGUCUUUGCAUCUGUAAUGGCAACUCUUGGGUUACAAAUCAUACUGGAGUCCGUCCGGCAGCUCAUCGCAAAGUCUGGUCCUGAAAUGAACCAUGAGAAGGAGAAGUGGAUAAUUGGGAUCAUGGUAUCUGUAACUGUUAUCAAGUUCCUGCUUAUGGUUUAUUGCCGCAGAUUUAAGAAUGAAAUAGUCAGAGCUUAUGCCCAAGAUCAUUUUUUUGAUGUCAUCACUAACUCGAUUGGAUUAGUCACUGCUGUCUUAGCAGUUCGGUUUUAUUGGUGGAUUGAUCCUACAGGUGCCAUAAUCAUAGCAAUAUAUACAAUCAACACAUGGGCGAAAACAGUAGUUGAAAAUGUGUGGUCCCUAAUAGGAAGAACAGCUCCCCCAGAAUUCCUCACAAAACUAACUUAUCUCAUAUGGAACCACCACCAAGACAUCCAGCACAUCGACACGGUGAGAGCAUACACUUUCGGUUCUCAUUACUUCGUGGAGGUCGACAUCGUGCUGCCGGAAGACAUGCUGCUGAGCCGGGCCCAUAAUAUCGGCGAAAAGCUACAAGAAAAACUCGAGCAACUUCCGGAGGUCGAGAGGGCUUUCGUUCAUAUAGAUUUCGAAUUCACUCACAGACCAGAACACAACAGCAAAGUAUGAUUCUUGGUGAAGAGUGAGUUAGA